Messenger RNA from Poeciliopsis prolifica (blackstripe livebearer), 3018 nucleotides. It is a transcript of the gene hoxb9a, whose product is annotated as homeobox B9a. Gene Ontology annotation, cellular component: nucleus. Gene Ontology annotation, biological process: anterior/posterior pattern specification; proximal/distal pattern formation; regulation of transcription by RNA polymerase II. The record is from RefSeq and is a predicted model, not a curated record. Lineage: Eukaryota; Metazoa; Chordata; Actinopteri; Cyprinodontiformes; Poeciliidae. The coding region runs from base 295 to 1125 and encodes 276 amino acids. The transcript has 2 exons. Gene Ontology annotation, molecular function: RNA polymerase II cis-regulatory region sequence-specific DNA binding; DNA-binding transcription factor activity, RNA polymerase II-specific.
UCCGGCCAAUCAGCUGCACAGACCCGAAUAACCCGCCAACAUUUACGAUGGGUAGGCUGUAGCACUUUGUUUCGCUAUACUGAGCAAGUUGGUGAUGGGAGAGGGGGAAGGGCUGAGAGAGAGAGAGAGAGAGAAGAGAGAGAGAGAGAAAGAGAGAGAGAGAAAGAGAGAGAGAGCCCUGAAAGUAAUCUGCAGAAGGGAGUGGGAAAUAAGAGAGUGGCAAAAUUAUCUUAAUGUCUCUGCUUUUGUUCUGCAUGAAGUAAACUUGCCUCGUAUUCUAGAUAAUGUCCAAGAAUGUCCAUUUCUGGGACUUUGAGCAACUAUUACGUGGACUCCAUCAUAAGUCAUGAUAGCGACGAACUUUCGGGCGCGCCUCGCUUCUCCAGCGUCCAGUUUCCCGUUUCCACCUCCGCUGCGACCGAUGGAGCCGCGCACUCCGAGCAUGCUCUUUCCGAGCCAUAUCCAUCCUGCAGCUUCCAGCCCAAAGGUCCGGUCUUUUCAUCACCCUGGGGGCCCUUCAGCCCGCACCACGGAACUGGUGGUCUCCCUGCAGUCUACCAUCCCUACAUCCCGGGCCAGCAUGUCGCCUCAGGCGCGGCAGACACGAGAUACAUUCGAUCAUGGCUGGACUGCGCGCCGCGAGACUCCGAGUCUUUCCCGGGCCAGAGCCAAACGGGGCAGGUCAAACUGGAGCCCCAGCUUAGCCAUCAAGGCGGGGAGCUUCCCAUCAAAAUCAGCGGACAACACGAGACUACCACAUACAUUCUAGAAUCGAUUUCCACGGCGGAACGCGAGCUGAACCUCCAUUCCACUUCCAUUCAGGGAUCAGGAUUUGAAGAAAGUAAGGAUGUCUGUGAAGGAAGUAAAGACAAGGACAGCGCGGAUCAAAAUGACCCAUCAGCCAACUGGCUUCAUGCACGCUCCUCCAGGAAGAAGAGGUGUCCAUACACUAAAUACCAGACCCUAGAGCUUGAAAAGGAAUUUUUGUUCAAUAUGUAUCUCACGAGAGACCGAAGGCAUGAGGUGGCUCGCGCACUGAACCUGACAGAGAGGCAGGUUAAGAUUUGGUUCCAGAACCGGAGAAUGAAAAUGAAGAAACAGAGCAAAGACCAGACCAAGGAGUAGUGGGACUAAAGACCACAUUACAAAUAAUCACUCACCACUUUCUCUCUCUCUAUCCCUCUCGCUCUCACUCUCUGUCUCUCUUACACAAACACACACAUGCCUUCACACCUACACAUACACACACACAAAUACACACGCCUAUAGAUUCAUAGCCCACCAUAUAGUUAAUCCAUCAUGAAGCACCUUUUUUGUAUAACCAGAAUACAAUGGCCUUUCUGAACAGACAUGUACACCAACCUUAACUUCACUUCACUUCACUUCCAUGAAGAGAAGGUUCAUUUCAUUGCCAUUCUCUCGAAUAAGAGAAGUCAUAAGAGAAUGACUUCUCUUAUUUGAAGAGAAGUCAGUCUCUUCAAAUAAUAAACCAAGAGAUUUUGACACAGUAUUCAAAAUGUGCAAGAAAAAGUCAAAUUUAUAUGGAGCUUUUAAUGAAAUCAGCUCCAUAUUUGAAUCUAUUUCUUAAAUACAUAAACACACAGAUAUAGUUAAGGGAUGUGGAAACUCCACUGGCUUGGACCAGAGUUUAUAGAACCACCAACAUCUGAAAGAAGAUCAAUGUUUACUUCCUGUAAUACAUUCACCCUCAGAACAUGACUUCAUCCCUAAAAAGUGUUGGACACACUAUAGUGGAAGUAAAGUUUUAAAAUAUUAAGAUGUUUGACAGAAGGUUGGAACUUUGAAAUCGUUUAAGCUUAUGUUAAUGAAUGAGGUUGAUCAUACACACAAGCAGCAGUUCCUUGUGGGCAUUUUCUACUUUUAAUUAACUGGACUUCAUACAGAAUGCAAGCAUCACUAGUCUUGUGGUAAUAAAACACCCCAAAACAUAAGUCCUAAAAGGGAAAGAAGCAGGAACUUUAAGUAAAAGACAGAAGUAGACUGCUAACAGUAAAAUAGAAGCUUUCUUUCUUUAAAACCGUGCUAUUUCUUAUUUUUGAUACAUGAUGCCAACAGAAGCACAUAGAAGUGGUGAAGCUGCAUCCAAAAAUGAAAGACCACCCACAGACCUUUAUUCCUGAGCUGUGUUGUUAACGGAUGAAUAAUAAUGACCUUGUAAAGUUGUACAAUUGUUUCAAAAAAUUUUUAAUUUAAACUGCACAAACCACAAAUUCAAGAAAAGACUAUUCCAUUAUUUUUCAAACAAAAGAUAUUGUCUUUGUGAAAACAUUUACCCUGAACUGACCUGUCCAGGGAGUGACCUGCUUCUUGGCCUGUAACCGCUGGAGAUGCCAGCUUUGGAAAACCAGUUUCUCACUAAUCUUGACAUUCCUAAAACAAAGACAUUUAUAGAUUUGACGGUUUUCUAAACAACGAGAGUUGCAACAAGAGCUGCACAUGCAUGGGCAGUAUACACAGAUCAUCAGUCAGCAGAAGGAAAAUAACAACGUAUUACCAUAGUCCAGAUUUUAUUCACUGUGCUGUCAAGAUGCAUUUUGGAAGAAAUUCUCUCUAUUUUUCUACAUACAAAAUAUUUAGUGUCUGCUAUGCAAGGUUUUUGUUAUUUCAGGAAGUUUGCUGCAAAACUCCUGUAAGUAAUGACUGCUUGAAUGAUUUGGCAUCAUUCACUGAUGCUUAACGCCUGAACAUGUUUCUAUUGCUACCAUGAUACUUAGGAUUGAUUUUCUGUUUGUUUCCGCUGCUGUUUUAACAUGAUAGUUCUGACCAUUAUCAUUUGAGGAUAUCUUCUAAACAUUUAUGAUUAUUAUGUUUCAAUCAAAAACUGAUGGUGGCUAUGUUGGCCAGCCUUUCUGUCUCUGUGCUGGUGUGUAAAACAUGGACAUGAAUGGCAUCUAGUUUGUACUUGGGAAAGUUUUGUAUGAGUGGAGUGUUAGUCAAUGUGUGAGUUCAGGUGAAUGCUGGUAAGUGUGUUUAUGAGCAAACAAGUGGGCAUGUGUG